AUGUUAGCGGUGGGGGCGAUGGAGGGCACCCGGCAGAGCGCGUUCCUGCUCAGCAGCCCGCCCCUGGCUGCCCUGCACAGCAUGGCCGAAAUGAAGACCCCGUUGUACCCCGCGGCGUACCCCCCGUUGCCCGCUGGCCCCCCCUCCUCCUCGUCCUCCUCAUCCUCCUCGUCGUCGCCCUCCCCGCCUUUGGGCGCCCACAACCCAGGCAGCCUGAAGCCCCCGACCGCGGGGGGGCUCUCAUCCCUGGGCAGCCCCCCACAGCAGCUCUCAGCCGCCACCCCCCACGGCAUCAACGACAUCCUGAGCCGGCCCUCCAUGCCCGUGGCCUCAGGGGCCGCCCUGCCCUCCGCCUCGCCCUCGGGUUCCUCCUCCUCUUCCUCGUCCACCUCCGCUUCCUCCGCUUCGGCAGCUGCCGCGGCGGCCGCGGCCGCUGCAGCCGCCGCCUCAUCCCCAGCGGGGCUGCUGGCUGGCCUGCCCCGCUUCAGCAGCCUGAGUCCGCCGCCGCCGCCGCCUGGGCUCUACUUCAGCCCCAGCGCAGCGGCCGUGGCCGCCGUAGGUCGGUACCCCAAGCCGCUGGCCGAGCUGCCCGGCCGGACGCCCAUCUUCUGGCCAGGAGUUAUGCAGAGCCCACCCUGGAGGGACGCCCGCCUGGCCUGCACUCCUCAUCAAGGAUCCAUUUUGUUGGACAAAGACGGGAAGAGAAAACACACGAGACCCACGUUUUCUGGCCAGCAGAUCUUCGCUCUGGAGAAGACUUUCGAACAAACGAAAUACUUGGCGGGGCCCGAGAGGGCUCGCUUGGCCUACUCGCUGGGGAUGACGGAGAGUCAGGUCAAGGUCUGGUUCCAGAACCGCCGGACCAAGUGGAGGAAGAAGCACGCGGCCGAGAUGGCCACGGCCAAGAAGAAGCAGGAUUCGGAGACCGAGCGGCUCAAGGGGGCUUCGGAGAACGAGGAGGAGGACGACGACUACAACAAGCCUCUGGACCCCAACUCGGACGACGAGAAAAUCACGCAGCUGCUGAAGAAGCACAAGUCCAGCAGCGGCGGCGGCGGCCUCCUGCUGCACGCGUCCGAGAACGAGAGCUCGUCCUGA
Molecule: messenger RNA, 1098 nt
Organism: Neomonachus schauinslandi (Hawaiian monk seal)
Lineage: Eukaryota; Metazoa; Chordata; Mammalia; Carnivora; Phocidae
Gene: NKX6-1
Product: NK6 homeobox 1
Exons: 3
Coding region: 1-1098 (365 amino acids)
Biological process (GO): cell differentiation; regulation of transcription by RNA polymerase II
Cellular component (GO): nucleus
Molecular function (GO): DNA-binding transcription factor activity, RNA polymerase II-specific; RNA polymerase II cis-regulatory region sequence-specific DNA binding
Source: RefSeq, a predicted model, not a curated record